AGAAGUAGAAACGUUUGUUUAACAGUAGUAAUGUUAUCUGUUCCGACUGUCACUUUUAACGAUGGAAAUAAAAUGCCUAUGUUAGGGCUAGGUACCUAUUUGUCGAAACCUGGAGAAGUAGAAGAUGCUGUAAAACAUGCAAUUGAGAUUGGCUAUCGUCACAUAGAUACGGCAUAUUUUUAUGAAAACGAAAAAGAAAUUGGUAAAGCUAUAAAAGAAAAAAUAAAUGAUGGAACGGUUAAAAGACAAGAACUUUUUAUAACAACAAAGUUAUGGUGUAACAGCCACAAUGAAAAUGAAGUUGUACCGGCAUGUAAACAGUCUCUGAUUAACUUGGGGUUAGACUACGUAGAUUUAUAUCUAAUUCAUUGGCCCAUGGCUUUUAAAUCAGGAAAUAUCCUUACACCUAGGGAUGCUUCUAAGAAAAUAGAAUUUAUCGAUACUGAUUAUCUUGAAACAUGGCGGGGAAUGGAAGAAUGCAAACGUCAGGGUUUAGCCAAAAGUAUCGGUGUCAGUAAUUUCAAUUCGGAACAGUUAACUAGAUUGUUAUCUGCUGCAAAAAUUAAGCCUGUUAACAAUCAGGUUGAGGUGACUUUAAAUUUAAAUAAUAAAACUUUGAGAGAAUUUUGUAAAAAGCAUGACAUAACAGUCACAGGAUUUUCUCCUCUUGGAAGACCAGGAAACCGACAUGGUAUUAAAAAUUUAUGGGACGAUCCAAAAAUUCAAGAAAUAGCCGAAAAAUAUAAAAAAACGCCAGCCAACAUUGCAUGUAGAUUUCUUAUCCAGUUAGGUGUUACACCUAUUCCAAAAUCGGUAACUAAAUCGAGAAUCAAGGAAAAUUUUAACAUUUUUGACUUUGCUCUAACUGCUGACGAAGUUAAAACGAUCGAAGAUCUUGAGACUGGGGCAAGAGUUGCUCCCUUUGACGAAGCAAAAGAAGCCAAAUUUUAUCCUUUUACUCUUGUUUCGAACCUAAUUUCGAUCAUAAUAACUAGAAUAUUGUUGAAAAAAAUGAUUGUCCCUCAAUUAACUUUAAAUAAUGAUUAUUCAAUGCCGAUGCUAGGACUUGGAACAGCAAAAGUAGAACCAUUAGAGUUAAUCGAAGCUGUAAAAUAUGCAAUAGACAUUGGUUACCGCCUAAUAGAUACAGCAUAUCUAUAUGGAAAUGAAAAAUACAUUGGAGCAGCGAUACGUGAAAAAAUAAAUGACUGUACCGUAAAACGAGAAGAUUUAUUUAUAACAAGUAAAUUAUGGUCUUAUUCACAUAGGGAACACGAAGUUGUACCGGCACUCGAGAUGUCUCUUAAGGAUCUUGGUUUAGAAUACGUAGAUCUUUAUCUUAUUCAUUGGCCAUUCGCUCUUAUAAAAGGUACCGAUUUUGUAUCUCUUAAAAAUCGUGGAGAAACGAUAUUAGCUGAUGACAUUGAUUAUCUAGAGACGUGGAAAGGAAUGGAAAAGUGCCAAGAGCUGGGACUUACUCGUAGUAUUGGCCUUAGUAAUUUUAAUUCUGAACAAAUUUGUCGAUUGCUAUCUAAAGCGGAAAUAAAACCCGUCAACAAUCAGGUUGAAAUAUCUUUGAAUUUAAAUCAAAAGCCUUUAAUAGACUUUUGUAAAAGCAAAAAUAUUUCGGUGACUGGUUACUCUCCUCUUGGGAAACCUGGCAAUUCUGUUGGUUUGGAUAACUUAUGGGGCAGCAUGGCUAUUCAAAAUCUUCGAAAAAAAUAUAAUAAAUCAGCUGCUCAAAUCGCUUUGCGAUUUAUUACGCAACUAGGCGCAGCGGUAAUACCUAAAUCAGCCAAUAAAUCCAGAAUAAAAGAAAAUUUUGAAAUUUUCGACUUUACUUUAACUCCAGAUGAAAUAAUUGAACUGCGUGCGAUCGAAACGGGUAGGCGAAUGAUGACUAAAGUACAUGUUCAAACAGUCGAAACUCGAAACUGUGCGUUCUUGUGGAUCAAAAAUAUGGCUGUGCCUUUCGCUAUUUUCAACGAUGAACAGAAAAUGCCAAUGUUUGGUUUAGGUACAUAUCUGUCACAGCAUGGGGAAGUGAGAGAAGCGGUAAAGUAUGCCAUUGAAAUUGGUUAUCGGCAUAUUGAUACUGCAUCAUUUUAUAACAAUGAAAAAGAAGUUGGUGAUGCUAUUCGAGAAAAAAUUAAAGAUGGUACUGUGAAAAGAAAAGACAUUUUUGUAACGACAAAGCUUUGGAGUAAUGCUCAUAAAGAAGAUAUGGUUGUUCCUGCUUGCAAAAAAUCGUUACAAAAUCUUGGACUUGAUUAUGUUGACUUGUAUCUCAUUCAUUGGCCGUUUGCAUUCAAAGAAGGAGAUGAAUUAAUGCCAAAAGAUGCUUCUGGAAAAUUAAUACUUUCUGAUACCGAUUAUUUGGAAACAUGGAAAGGAAUGGAAGCUUGUAAAUUGGAAAAUCUUACAAAAAGUAUAGGUAUCAGUAAUUUUAAUUCAGAACAAAUUACACGUUUACUGGCUGAAGCUAAAAUCAAACCAGUAAAUAAUCAGAUUGAGUUGUCUAUAAACUUAAAUCAGAAACAUUUAGUAGAUUUCUGUAAAAAACACGAUAUAACAAUUACUGCAUAUUCUCCUCUCGGCAGACCUGGCAAUCGAUACGGAAUUAAAAACUCAUGGGAUCACCAAGUAGUUCAAGAAAUUAUGAAAAAAUACGGUAAAACUGCAGCUCAGGUUGCAUGCAGAUUUGUGCUGCAAAUGGGCGCGGCACCAAUACCUAAAUCUGUCACUCCUUUACGUAUUAAAGAAAAUUUCGACAUUUUUGAUUUUGUUUUGACGGAAGAUGAAAUGCAUUCUAUUCAAUCUAUCCAGACCGGAGAUAGGGUAGCUGCAAUGGCAGAGGCAGUGGACUCUAAAUACUACCCAUUUAACAUUCCAUUUUAA
Messenger RNA from Phymastichus coffea, 2898 nucleotides. RefSeq lists its product as uncharacterized. The record is from RefSeq and is a predicted model, not a curated record. Gene Ontology annotation, cellular component: cytosol. The transcript is spliced from 20 exons. Gene Ontology annotation, molecular function: aldose reductase (NADPH) activity. Bases 31 to 2898 code for a protein of 955 amino acids. Lineage: Eukaryota; Metazoa; Arthropoda; Insecta; Hymenoptera; Eulophidae.